AUGGCUGCAGCCAAGAUCAACUCAUUGCUCAUCUUAAUUGCAUUGGCUAUGGCUCCAACUCUUCACCAAGCCAAUGCUGCCGAUAUCACUGCAGGACUAUGCGGACAGACGACUCCCAAAGCGGUCUGCGUGUUGCUAGUUGAGGCCGAUCCACGAGCCAACCUCAAAACCAGCCCCAAUGGCAUAGCUACUAUACUAAGAGACAAAGCCUCAGCCACUGCUUCAGCAACUUCUGCUAAGAUCUCUAGCCUUUUGAGGGGAGCUACCAACAGACGUGAAAUCGCGGCUCUUAAGUCAUGUUCUGCUGGCUAUAAUAGGGCCAUUUCCAGCUUGAGGUCUGCAGAUUUUAAGGUCAUAGACCGUCGGACGUAUGCAACGUUGGUGGCGGCCAUCAGCAACGCUAACGAUGAGCCCCGCGAUUGCGAGCUUUCGUUCCAAGAACCGCCGGCUGUUCGCUCUCCUAUAUCGGCAGAGAAUGAGAGGUUGAGGGAGAUUUGUGCAACCACUUUGGAGAUUAUUAACCUUCGAGUUUGUAGGACUCCUUUUGUUGAUCUAUUUUGA
Messenger RNA from Sesamum indicum (sesame), 561 nucleotides. Its product is annotated as pectinesterase inhibitor-like. The record is from RefSeq and is a predicted model, not a curated record. Gene Ontology annotation, molecular function: enzyme inhibitor activity. Lineage: Eukaryota; Viridiplantae; Streptophyta; Magnoliopsida; Lamiales; Pedaliaceae.